Molecule: messenger RNA, 309 nt
Organism: Penicillium taxi
Lineage: Eukaryota; Fungi; Ascomycota; Eurotiomycetes; Eurotiales; Aspergillaceae
Product: LSM domain-containing protein
Exons: 2
Coding region: 1-309 (102 amino acids)
Cellular component (GO): NatC complex
Source: RefSeq, a predicted model, not a curated record
AUGGAUAGCCAGCAAGCCGUUAGAUAUCUGGAGAGCCUUAUUGGUCGCCAGCUUCGUAUACAUAUUACCGAUAGCCGCAUGUUUGUUGGCCUCUUCAAGUGCACUGAUUCAGAGCGGAACAUCAUCCUUGCAAACUCUUUUGAAUAUCGCCUACCCACCCAAUCUGUCGUGGAAGCUGCUGCAAAGGAGACCGAGUCGUGGAAUACGGCUCCGGACACCAAGACCACAGUCAAAGUCAACAUGAGUAGUCGACUCAUUGGGCUCAUCGUGAUCCCAGGCCAAUAUAUUACCAAGAUUGAGCUCGAGUAA